GUGGAGGAGUUCAAUGAAGAAAAUGGGGACGAAGGUGCAACCCAUUUUGAGUUUAUGACAUAAAACAUAAAUUGCACUAGAAUGAAUCAUAUAAAUAAUACAUCGCCCAUGACCCUUCAAGGAUUCUCAGUAUCAGAUAAUUAAGCUAGGAUGCCCGACCCAUGUCUUCUAUAAUUUCUUCUAGACAUAUUUAUUGAAUCCCAUGCCUCAUCCGGAAGAAAACUAAUUAGCAUAAGUACCAGCUCAACCUCUAUAUGCAUGCUUCCAAGUCAAAAAAUGCAUAAAUAGUCCUUCUAUACAGCAUUGUCUUAACCUGACAAGAACUAUUACAAUCGCAACAUGGUGAUAUUUGGUUACCUUGGAUCCAUCCUGGUCCUGGCCUUCGUUUCCUUCAUUUUCUUCUUCUUUAAAUGCUGGCUUAGAAACCCAAAUAACGGCCUUCCAUGGAAUUGGCCACUCUUCGGGAUGAUACCUACAUUGUUGUUCAACCUCCACCGGUUCCCAGACCGAGUUACUGAGAUUCUAGAGAGAAGCAAAGGUACAUUCUUACUCAAAGGUGUCUCAUACUGUAACAUGGAUAUGUUAUUCACUUGUGAUCCCACCAAUGUGCACCACAUAAGCAGCACAAAUUUCUGGAAUUAUUGCAAAGGCCCCGAAAACAGAGAGUUUUUUGACUUUCUAGGAAAUAGCAUCUUCAAUAGGGAUUUUGAAGAAUGGAGUCAUUAUAGAAGGUAUGUCCAUUCUUAUGUCAACCAUAAAGAUUUUCAUCAAUUCCUGCCAAAGAUCAUCGCUGCUGGCGUAACUGAAGGCUUAAUUCCUGUUCUUGAUCAUGUAUCAAAGCAAGGCCAAGUGGUGAACUUCCAAGAUAUGUUCAAAAGGUUUGUGUACGAUAUUGCUUGGAUGAUGUCUACUGGAUAUAACCCUAAGAGCUGUUCCAUCGGAUUCCCAGAGAAUCUAUUUUUGAAGGCUAUAGAUGAUGCAUGUGAAGCAAUAUUUUCUCGUCAUCUCUUGCCAGGAUAUGCAUGGAGGUUGCAGCGGCGGCUAGGGAUAGGGAAAGAGAAGAAAUUAAGCAAUGCUCAGAAAAUCACAAAUCAAAUUGCAUCAAAAUAUAUAUCAAUGAAGCGAGAAGACUUGAGCAAACAAUCAGAACACAAAGCAGAUGAAGAAGGCUUUGAUGCACUAUGGUGUUUCCUCACAGAUCAUGAGGUUGCUGGCUCACAGAGUGAGGAAUUUAUAACAUUCAGUACUUUAGGUUUCGCGUUUGCAGCCUACGACACAUCUAGUGCAACUCUGGCUUGGUUCUUUUGGCGACUUUCCAAGAAUCCAACCGUGGAAGCUAAAAUCAGAGAAGAGCUUCACAACAAUUUUUCACUGAAAGGAGCUAAGAGCUUGAAAACAAUAUUCAGCAAGGAAGAGUUGACUAACUUAGUUUAUCUCCAUGCGGCUUUGUGUGAAACACUAAGGCUGCAUCCAACAGCCCCCUUUAACCGAAGGAAUCCAGUUAAAGCAGAUAUUCUUCCAAGCGGCCAUCAUGUCACUCCAGAAACAAAAGUUUUGUUGUCAGCAUAUGCAAUGGGAAGGAUGACUUCCUUAUGGGGAGAAGAUUGCCAUGAAUUCAAGCCAGAGAGAUGGAUCAAUGAGAAAGGUACAAUUAAAUAUGAGACAACUCGCAAGUUUUUCUCUUUUGGCGCAGGACCAAGGAUUUGUCCAGGGAAGGAUGUGGCUAUGACUGUAUUGAAGACUGCUGCAGCAACCAUAAUUUAUAACUACUUUGUUGAAGUGGUGGAAACCCACCCUGUGAUUCCAAAAGCUAGCAUUCUUCAUGAGAUGAAGCAUGGCUUGAGGGCUAGGAUUAGAAGCAGGUGGGCUGAUUAAGUGGUGCUAUAUUGGGGUGGU
Tripterygium wilfordii is the source of this 1896-nucleotide messenger RNA. RefSeq names its product alkane hydroxylase MAH1-like. Lineage: Eukaryota; Viridiplantae; Streptophyta; Magnoliopsida; Celastrales; Celastraceae. The transcript has a single exon. The record is from RefSeq and is a predicted model, not a curated record. Bases 340 to 1875 code for a protein of 511 amino acids. Gene Ontology annotation, molecular function: iron ion binding; monooxygenase activity; oxidoreductase activity, acting on paired donors, with incorporation or reduction of molecular oxygen.